CCUGACUGUCCCAGAAUGAGGGCCCGUCUGUCUGGCUUGGUUGAGCUCUUCAGAUGGUUGUACUUUAAAGUUGUGUGGGUGAAGCUUCUGGCUCCACAGCGCCACAGGUUCAGCUGUGCAGACAUCACUCUGACUGCGACGAGGUUCUAUCUGGAUGUGACAAUGGCAGACAGCUCAUACUGCUUCUACUGUCGUGAGGAUCUUGGGGGAAAGAAGUUUGUCCGUCAUGAAGGAAAAAUUGUCUGCGUUGACUGCCACUGCAAGUUUUGUGCCAACUCCUGUGCCCAGUGCUUUCGUCCGAUCUCUGUGGAUUCAAAGGAGCUGAGCCACAAAGGCCGCUACUGGCAUGAAGACUGUUUUCAUUGUGCAAAGUGUUACAAGCCUCUGGCGAAGGAGCCUUUUGGUACAAAAGACGACGCCAUCAUGUGUUUGACGUGCUGCUCUAGAGAGGACGCCCCACGUUGCCACGGUUGCUACAACAUUAUUCCAGCUGGCAUAGAGAGUGUAAAGUACAAAGAAAACUUGUGGCAUGAAGAGUGCUUCACCUGCUGCAGCUGUAGACGGCCUAUUGGAUCACAAAGUUUCAUCUCCAAGGACAAAGACAUUUACUGCAGCCCCUGCUAUGACAAGAAAUUUACAAAAGACUGCGUCAGCUGCAAAAAGGCGAUUACAUCUGGAGGAGUGAACUACCAGGACCAGCCGUGGCACAGCGACUGUUUUGUGUGCAGCGGCUGCUCUGAGCCUCUGGCAGGAUCGAGCUUCACCAACCAUGAGGAUCAACUCUUUUGUGUCGACUGCUACAAGAACCGCGUGGCCAAGAAAUGCAGUGGCUGUAACAAUGCCAUCACAGGCUUUGGUAAAGGGGUGAAUGUGGUGAAGUUUGAGGACAGGUCCUGGCACGAAUACUGCUUCAAAUGUAAGGCAUGCUCAGCCAACCUGCCUCAAAAAGGCUUCAUCAUCAAAGGAAGAGACGUCUUCUGUACCGAAUGCAGCAACAAGGAGUGACGGACAACCCAACUGCUGUUUUCUUUGUCUCUCAAAACCCAUAUAUUUGAUUCUUUCAUGAGAGCCUUCAUUUUAAUAAACAUGUUUAUGCUUGUGUCGUUUACACAAAGGCCAUUGUAACAUUGAGGCCAGAGUGUGCAAGCUGUUGUUUGCUUUGAUGCUGCAUGAUAACAUUUACACACUGCUGAAUAUUGUAGUAACACACUACAACAUUUAACACAAACCUCUCAGCUCAUUUUGCUUAAUUCAGCUAUUUAUGUAAAAUACCCAAUUUUUGAAUAAUAAAAAAAAUAUUAUACCUUA
Messenger RNA from Oryzias latipes (Japanese medaka), 1308 nucleotides. RefSeq names its product four and a half LIM domains protein 1. Gene Ontology annotation, molecular function: transmembrane transporter binding. Gene Ontology annotation, biological process: muscle organ development. NCBI's taxonomy places the organism in Eukaryota, Metazoa, Chordata, Actinopteri, Beloniformes, Adrianichthyidae. The record is from RefSeq and is a predicted model, not a curated record.